This is a messenger RNA of Lates calcarifer (barramundi perch), 6266 nucleotides long. RefSeq names its product glutamate decarboxylase 1. Lineage: Eukaryota; Metazoa; Chordata; Actinopteri; Centropomidae. Gene Ontology annotation, biological process: GABA biosynthetic process. Gene Ontology annotation, cellular component: presynaptic active zone; cytoplasm. The record is from RefSeq and is a predicted model, not a curated record. Gene Ontology annotation, molecular function: glutamate decarboxylase activity; pyridoxal phosphate binding.
GAUCCCUCCUCACGUAAUGUGUUGCUCACAGCAUCAAACUUCAAGUCUAUGUUCGUGACCAGGAUUCAAACCAGAGGCUAUAUAGAUCCAGGAGACAAUCAACACCCCCCCUCCCAAAAAAAAAAAAAAAAAAAAAAAAAAAGUCACACUUCAGGGGCGCCAUUCAGUAUCAAACCUGCAGACUGCCUGCAGACGGGGUCCGCUCCACAAAUAUGCAGCACCGGUGGAGGUGCCCCCCCCCCCCCGACUCAUCCGUGCGCAAUGAUAAUAAACAGACAAGGCUUGGUGUAAAUGACAGCGAAUCAUACUUACUUCAACAAAGGCAAGGUCACCUUGAUUCGGAUCUGGUGGAGAACUGAAGCUCGGGUCUGUGUUUUUUUUCCUCCUGCUUGGAGUGUACCAAAGAGCGCAGCAGCCUCUCCUUCCUUCAGGACUUAAUUUGGUGGUAAAUUCACUUUGGUUUGUUUCCCUCCUUUGGACUGCACCUGUUCACCUGGAUACACACAGUCACGGGUCUCGGGAGUGAUGGCGGCGUCUGCACCCUCCUCCUCCUCCUCCGGCGGCGAACCGGAUCCCAACUCGGCAAAUUUACGACCACCGGGCUCAAGCUAUGAUGCUUGGUGUGGAGUUGCUCAUGGAUGUACUAGAAAACUGGGAAUGAAGAUAUGUGGAUUUUUGCAGAAGAAUAACAGCCUGGAGGAGAGGAGCAGGAUUGUGAGUUCCUUCAAGGAGCGCGCAGCCAAGAACCUGCUGUCCUGCGAUAACAUCGGCGGAGAUGCGCGUUUCAGACGCACGGAGACGGAUUUCUCCAACCUGUUCGCCAGAGAUCUGUUGCCUGCCAAAAAUGGGGAGGAACAGACCAUACAGUUCUUGCUGGAGGUCGUGGAAAUCCUCACCAACUACAUCCGAAAGACCUUUGACAGAUCCACCAAGGUCCUGGACUUCCACCACCCCCACCAGCUGCUGGAGGGCAUGGAGGGCUUCAACCUGGAGCUCUCUGAUCAGCCUGAGUCUCUGGAGCAGAUCCUGGUGGACUGCAGGGACACCCUGAAAUAUGGAGUGAGGACAGGUCACCCCAGGUUCUUCAACCAGCUGUCCACUGGAUUAGACAUCGUUGGGUUGGCAGGAGAGUGGCUUACCUCUACAGCCAACACUAACAUGUUUACCUAUGAGAUCGCCCCUGUCUUUGUACUCAUGGAGCAGCUCACACUGAAAAAGAUGAGAGAGAUCAUUGGCUGGCCUGAUGGAGAGGGUGAUGGAAUAUUUUCUCCAGGAGGAGCAAUCUCCAACAUGUACAGUGUGAUGAUUGCCAGAUACAAGUUCUUCCCUGAAGUUAAGACCAAAGGCAUGGCAGCUGCACCCAGACUGGUCCUCUUCACCUCAGAGCAUAGCCACUAUUCCAUCAAGAAAGCCAGUGCAGCUCUGGGCUUUGGAACAGAAAACCUGAUCCUCUUGAACACAGAUGAGAGAGGGAGAGUCAUUCCUGCUGAUUUGGAAGCCAAAGUAAUAGAGGCCAAGCAAAAGGGGUACGUUCCGAUGUUUGUGAAUGCCACCGCUGGCACCACUGUCUACGGAGCCUUUGACCCCAUCAAUGAAAUCGCAGACAUCUGUGAAAAGUACAACAUUUGGCUCCACGUGGAUGGUGCCUGGGGAGGAGGUUUGCUGAUGUCCAGGAAACACAGACACAAGCUGAAUGGAGUGGAGAGGGCCAACUCAGUCACCUGGAACCCCCAUAAGAUGAUGGGAGUGCCACUGCAGUGCUCUGCUAUUCUGGUCAGAGAGAGGGGAUUACUACAAGGCUGCAACUCCAUGUGUGCCGGCUACCUCUUCCAGCCAGAUAAACAGUACGAUGUUACAUAUGACACAGGCGACAAGGCCAUUCAGUGUGGACGGCACGUUGAUAUCUUUAAGUUCUGGCUUAUGUGGAAGGCAAAGGGAACAAUAGGAUUUGAGCAGCAUAUUGACAAGUGCCUGGAUCUGUCAGCAUAUCUCUACAAUAAGAUAAAAAACAGAGAGGGAUACGAGAUGGUGUUUAACGGAGAGCCGCAGCACACCAAUGUCUGCUUCUGGUACAUUCCACCGAGCCUGCGAGGUUUGCCUGAUAGUGAAGAGAGAUGGGAGAGGUUGCACAAGGUGGCCCCAAAGAUCAAAGCCAUGAUGAUGGAGUCUGGGACUACAAUGGUGGGUUACCAGCCUCAAGGAGACAAGGUCAACUUUUUCCGCAUGGUCAUCUCCAACCCUGCUGCUACCAGGUCAGACAUUGACUUCCUGACUGAGGAGAUCGAGCGACUGGGGCAUGACUUGUAAGAGCCACACCUGUAUUGUAAAUCCACCACUCCCCCACCCCCCGAAACAUUUAUCUUUUCUGACUCUGGAGAGCCUUGAGCUUGGCUUCAUGUCCCUUUUGUCUCAUACAGACAUUGAGAAUUUUGCUUACAGGUCUUUUCUGGCAAUGCACAACAUAAUAAUAUGCCCCGUGUGUCUCUUCUCUGUCUCUUCUGUCUUUAGCAGCAAUGAUGUAUGUGUAAAACAUUUGCACAGCAGGUUAUCUGAGUUAAAAGGACGUAAGUCAAAGCUUGAGAGAAUCACAUUAGCACACUGGUAUUCUUGCUAAGUCAUAUGUUAAAUGUGGAACAAACAUAUAUAUAAUGUCAGUGUGAUGAUGACGUUAACACAGGUUUGUUUGCACAUAAAUAUCAAAGAGCAAGAAUACCUGAGUAUGUGGACGAUUCUGUCAUAGCAGCUAUAAAAGUCAUUUUACUGUUGUACUAUAUGAAGAUCAGCAUUAAAAACAGAAUGAGAUCAAAAUAUUUUUUCACAAGUAACAGAGCACAAUGUAGGGAACCGUACAGCAUCAACAUAAAUAGUAUUAAUGUAAAAUAUAUACAGUAUAUGAUGUUCUGACUGUUGGUGCUCCAUGUCGUCUUAUGUAAUUAUCAAGCCAGAUGCACCGCCAUAUUGUACCCUAGCUGUUACUUCCCUUUGAUAUUGCGUAAGUGGGAACAUAUAACACAGUCAUCGUAACAGGUUCUGUACUUGAGUGCUGUGUUUUUAGAGAUUUUUGUGUAGAUUGUGUAUAGUAUUGUUACAUUGCCUUUGUGCCAAAUGUGUCGAAGUUUUACAGUGAGAAAAAUUCUAUGUGUAAAUCAACCAUACGGUAUAGUAUGUAAUAGAAUAAUCACUUUAUUUAUAUUGAGAGAUUAUAAUUGUGAAUGGGUUAUCUGCUAUUCUGUCCCAUUUGUAAUGUAUCCUCCUUCAUAUUUUGGAACCCUGCUGUAUUAUAUCACAAUGUUUUUAAUAACAUUGGAAGUCUUUUAGUGUAUUUGUGAACCAAAGAAGGGUUCAGUUGCAUUUAUGAACAUGUACAUGGCCCUCAUUCUCCCUUAUGGAUGAAUUCAGAGGUUUAUAUAAGAAUACUUAACGUACCGCCCUUAACUUUAGUGCAAUCUAUGUUGUGUAACUGUGCAAUGUCAUUGUGAUUCACUGACUGAAUGUUGUCCAGACACUUGACUAGAUGUGGGAGGCUUGACUGGCAGUGCCGCUGCUACUGCUGGUGCUUUAAGAAUAAAAAGCACAAUGCUAAACCAUGAUCAUGGGGCAGCAUAUAUUCUAGGGACAUAUGAUUGUCUGUAUUAUAAUGUGUUUAGUGGAGUAAAACUAUAAUAUGCAAAAUUUAGUUUUGUCUUAACAUGCUCACUCUAGGCACACGUUUAUGUUGAGAAAAACAAUGUGAGAAACUGGGAUUAUUUAGUAUCAAGAAUUUUGCUUGAACAAUGAAAUGCACAGUGUUUGCUACUGUAAUAAGAUUUAUUGAAGAAUUGUACAUUCCUGAAUUAGCGGGAUGAAAUGUCCCUUGUCCAACUCAAUGUAGGCACUUUAACUUCUCGCCAUCAUUUGCAGAGUAUUACUGUUGUAACCACAGCGCUAAUAAAGACAUGAGCUGUAGAACAUCUGUGGGCACAAUUUUUGCAGUUUGUGAAAAAGGAACUUUACAAAUAAAUGUGUAGGGUGAAAAACACUGAUGUCAGAGCAUCUUGGAGAAGAUAAUCUUAACCUUUGCUUUUAGCAGACACUGCCAUUACUUCUUCCUUGUUUUUGUUUUUGAAUGGUUGUACUCUGAAAAGUACUGUCAACACCAAUCACAUAAUGAAUCACAAUGUAUUUGAACAUGUUUUACAGGUGGAGUCUCAGAGACUGGUUUCUGAAAUCAUGUUUAUAAGCAGUUCUCACAGAAUUAAGAAGGUUAUGAAGUAUCAAGGUCAUAAAAACAAUGUUAAGAAUGUUUUUUCUGAGCAGAUAAAGAGAGCCUGCAGUCUCUCAUUAUUCAUCAGUCACUGUCAAAGACAGGUUGAAUCCAUCAAAGUGGUGACAGUUAACAAAUGAGAAGACUUUCUCUGUACUGGUAUCCAACCUUUACACAAAUAUAUGCAAAAUAGAUUCAAUAUAUGGAGAAAAAUUUACAGUGCAGUAAAAUAAUUAAUUGACAUGGUCUGUAUAAAAUCUUGCAGUAAAGGGUAAUUUUGGAGAAAAGUGCAUGUUUUCCAUUUAGAUUUGUCUUUUUUUUUUCAUACUUUCUUUCAAUCCACCUGGCUGUCACCAACCAUUGGUCAGAUUAAUCACCCUGGGGGGAAUUUUUAUUGGCUGAUCAUCUCACAGCUGAGAUUUCACGAGAGCCCUCCCGCCAAUUCCUUCGCUCCUCUCAUUACUCACACUUUUAAGAUAUUUAUCAUAAAAUGCAUUAGACUGUGCUCGCUUAACGUUUUUUUUUCCCAGAGGAGGCUAUUUCAAGGCUCUGCCUGGCUGCGUUUUAUUUCGACACAGUCAUAGAGCGACUGGCUGUUUCAGUGUCUCUCCUCCCAUCCUCCACAGGGCAGACGCUGUUUCUUUGUUUCAUGGUUGAGUGCAGCAAUCAUUACAGACUCUGUGUCACUGGCUGCUUUGUAAAGUUGCGGGGAACAGAGGAUUAAAGGAAUAACCACUUAUAAUGGGGUAAUAGAAAUGAAAUCCUUUGACUUCUAGCCACAUCUAAAAGGAGAGUGUUUUUUUGUUGUUGUUGUCACUGAAUCACUGAAGGUUAAACGUGCGAAAGCGUAAUGACACGGCUAAUUUGGAGGCAGGUGUUGGAGAAUUUUAUAAUGAUUAAAUGCAAAUGAAAUCAAGCCUUCAGCUCCUGUAGUUUGUCACAGUCUAGUAACUCUGGACAUGAAUGAAUGGCCACCCAAAGUUCAUAUAAUUAUCAGUCGGCCUAUUCAGAAUGAUGCAACAUUGUUCCAUCAAAUUAUUUAUAUUUACUAUAUAAUGGUAAAUUAAGUAUGGGAAUAGCAGCCUUUUGGCCAAUUUAGGCUGUAAAUCUAUACUUAAUAGUAUUUCAUCAAUAAUCAGUGUCACCAUCAAUUUUACUUCAGGGCAUAAAGAGGGGAUCAGGUCAGUGAAAUGAUAAGGAGCUGGAGCAGCUCUGUUUUUGCAGUAGCCUCUGUCUCUGGAGGGUGGGUGGGCUGGCUCUGAACACCAGACUGUGAAACACUUAUUGUCUGUCUCUAGCACUAGUCUGUUCACCCUCCAUUUCACACCUGGCACACACACACACACACACACACACACAAAGGAUUCAGCACUCAUUAUAAUGCUGCAAAUGAAACAAAGAGAGUCAAAUUUGUUGGGCUAAGUGCACUCUUGUGUUGAUUUCAUUUUCCAUGAUGGGCACUUUUUUCGUGAGUAUUUUGACGCUGAAGCAAAGUUUCCUCUUACACACAAUAGGUCACUUAUCCAUCUUUCCUUUCUUAAUUGUGUUACUCCUCUCUCCUAUGUAUCUAUGUUUCUUGUCAGUGGUUUCCUGAUGUGCCAAAUAUAUCUCCCGCCCCUGGGAAUCACUGCCACAUUAGCUUCCUGAUAGAUUCUGACAUUCCCAUUGUGUGAGGCAAGUCUAAUGAAAUGAUGAUGAUGAUAUUGACUGCAGGCUGCUUGCCAGCCCCCACCCCCCCUCUCUUCUCCACACACUGUUCAUGCACAUGUGCAGCUAUGGCAACAAUUUAGCCUGAAAACAAUUCUCUCUUUUUUAAUGUUUUACUUCUGAUUUACCUAACAAACCACAGUUUAACACUGGUAACAUUUCUGCUUUUAUGUUUGUUCAAUUUAAAGAUUAUUAAUCCUGUGUCCUUGUGUUUUAAAAUGUGUGUAUUUGCCUCCACAAUCUGUUCAUUUUGUUCUCAAAUUAAAGCUGAACAACAAGUGUGGUUGACAUUAAAAAACAGUGAUAACAGAAUCAA